CAAGUUGCAAAGCCAACGAACUGAUUCGAUUUUGGGAUGGAGGUGCACAUGGAGGAAGGACAUUCGUUAGUACAGGAUUAACUGUCCUAUUUUGCUUCAUAUCAGUGAAAUGUUCCAGCACAUGCAUUUUUUUUAAUGUUUCACACCACUGAACAAUAAGCUGUACAAAAGAAUUAUUAAACACCACAAAUUAUCUUUUCUAGGAUAAACAAUUGUCAGUUGCCUCUAUUCAAGGUAACACACUAUAAUUUAUAUAUGGUUGUAUGGUACUGUAAGUGGCCUGUGAAAGGCUUGAGUGCUAGACUUUUUGAGAAACCCUGGUCAGAUAAAGCUAGGUUAUUUGUCAUACUAAAGCUGAGAAACAUGGCUACUAAUGCAGACAAUAUCAUGGCAGCCGCAAAAGGUUGAACAAAACAAUUACCGGUAUGGCAGUUUAAAGUUGAAGUAAUAGGCAUGACAGUGCACAUGGAGAAGACACAUAUGAUUAUCAAUGAAUUAGUAAUGUUAAUUAACCAAUCAGCAUAUAUUGACCGCUAUGCUAACUCUCAAAUCAUUCUGAUUCAUUUGGUAAGUUGAAUGACUUUCUUUGAAAUCAAAUUCAUUGCUGAUGCAACUAAUCUUUAUACUUUAAAUAGGCCCCUACAUUGUUAAAAAUUAGGCACAAUUUGACUAAACUAAGGUGAUUACUAGUAUGACUUUAGAAAAGGUUUCCAUUCUUAAUUUGAUUGUGUGGAUGUUAGUAACAUCACCUGAAAAUAAAUAGCAAUUAGUUGAUACAAUUCGCUAGUAUGAUCUAAAAGUAAGUUUUCUAUACGAAGACCAAAUUUUCGAGAAAAUCGCAUUUGAAAAUUCAGAUUUUCAUAGACUCUUGUGGAAUAACAAAAAACAUUGAUUAUGCGAUUUAUUCAAAAUGGAAGAUAUUUUAGCUGGAACAUGAGCAAAUGUUUACAGCUUAUCAUUAUCUAAAACAUAUACUUUUGUUUAAUUUGCGCAACCAUACGUGUGUUUGUGGUAUUAUAUGAAAACAAUCAGUUUAUGCUGCACUAAGCCUUAUUUAUCAAUCUCUCCCUCUUCUUCUCCAGAAAAUGAAGUUGAUGUGGAAACCCUUCCCCUUCUAAGUGAAAGUAUAAUCACAUCCUUCAUACCCAAGAUUGGACCUCGAUUGAAGUUUCUCGCUGGGUGGCGUGCAGAGGUAGGCCCUAGAUGUGGCACAAUAUCUCACUAUGGAUAGUUACAGAUGCUUUCAGUGUCUUGAUUUAAUUAGGGGGGAUAUUUCUUGCCUAUUCCAUCAUUUAAAAUACACACAUACAACAACCAGGGGGAAAAAUGUAAGUAUAACAUGCAUGCAAGGGGCAUGUAGACUAACAUUUCGUACAUUAUCGGGAUAUAGAAAACAUCUCAUUUCAAAGCACGCUGCACGGAUAAAGACGUCAAGCACAACUACAAAAGCAGUUCCAGAUCACCAAAGUGAAACCUGUUAUGAAGGAUCUGUUCUAGGAAAGAAUAACAACACUGAAGGGAAUUUGGAACAACUGCACCAGGAAAAGGCAUUGUUUGUUGGAGAAAGCAGUGAGCAGGAAGAUGUCUCUUUUGAAACGCAAACAGAGAGACUACCUGAUAUUGCAGCAAAGUUUGUAGCAGAACUCAGGGCAAGGACUAAUGUGCCUGCUUCACACACCAACAAGGUCAUUCAAACCGCACAAGAUUUGGUUAUUUCUGUGUUACAAACUGUGCAACAGGAUGUGAUGGAUAUCUUAAGUGAGCCACAAUAUGCAGCUAACAGUGAGCUGAGAUCUGAUAUACAAGAUGUAUUCGAGAAUUCAAAGAAUCCAUUUUCAGAGCUCAUGUCAGAUACUCAACAGAAAAAAUAUUUCUCUGAGAAAGGUGAUUUCAUUCAGCCUUGUGAGGUGUUGUUGGGAACUUGCUUAAAACCAAAAAUUGAUCAAAAGACAGGUGAUCCACUGCAAAGCACACAAAAAGAAACCUUUCAAUAUAUACCACUAGCUGACACUAUUAAACAAUACUUAGAGCGACCAGGAGUAAUGAACGCCAUACUGUCUCAAAAAGGAUCAAAAGAUAAUGAUGUUUUGUAUUCAUUCAAAGAUGGUCACUAUUAUAAAAGGCAGGAAGCUACUGCUAGACAAGACUGUGAAUUCUUAGUGCCUCUGUUGUUGUACAAUGAUGAGUUUGAGACAGCCAAUCCGCUUGGGUCAAAACGCGGCAAACACAAGGUAAGUGCCUUUUAUACAAGUGUGUUAUCCCUUCCCAGGAAAUACCAGGCUAGGCUAGAAAAUAUCAUGCUCACAGCUAUGAUCACAUCUCCGCUUUUGAGUAAAUAUGGCAUCUCAGAAGUUUUGAAGGUAAUCAAGGAUGAUCUGCAGCAGAUGUGGACUGAUGGACUCACUAUCAAGUGCAAAGAGUUUGAGGGUAGGGUCAAACCCUACUUAUUCCAAGUUGUAGGGGACAAUCUUGGCAUUCAUGCCAUGCUGGGAUGUACAACCUGUUUCCGUGCCAACUAUUACUGUAGAUUCUGUAGAGGCCAUCGCUCGUUGCUUCAGAAACAGCCAAAAGAGGAUGCCCAAUAUCUCCGUGAUGAAAUAAACUAUGAUACAGAUCUUCAAAAGCCCUUGUCAGAAUCUGGCUUGAAGCAUGCAACAGUUUUGAAUGAAUUGCCUUACUACCAUUCCACCCAAAACUUAUGUCCAGAUGUAAUGCAUGAUUUUACAGAGGGAGUCUUGCCCCUGGAAAUGCACCUUGUUUUGAGUAAACUUGUUCAGAAGGGUUUCAUAACACUGGAUGAGGUGAACAGUAGAAUAUCCUCAUUCAAUUUUGGCUUUGUGGACCGCAAAAACAGACCAAGCCCAAUCAGGCAGGCAUCACUGAAGAAUCCAUAUUCUGCCAGUGGACAGACAUCAGCACAGAUGACGUGCCUUGCAUACAACAUCCCUCUCAUGUUAGGAGACAAGAUUGAUGAGAUGUGUGAUGAGUGGGAACUCUUACUGUCAAUCAUUGACAUCUUCAAAAUCAUUAUGAGUCCCAGUAUCAGUAAGUCUGCCAUCUAUGUCCUGAAGGCAAUGAUUGAUGAUCACCACAGGCUCUUCAUGCAGCUCUUCCCUGAAGCUAGUCUAACUCCGAAGCAGCACUUUCUUGUGCAUUACCCACGUGCACUGAAACACCUUGGGCCACUGACCCAGUAUUCAGCAUUGCGUUUUGAAGCAAUGCACAGACCUUUCAAGCAGAUUGCCAGUGUAUCUUGCAACUACCAAAACAUUGUCAAAACAUUGGCUAACAGAUACCAAAUGGCACGGUGCUACAGGUCAGUAUCAAAUCAGUCACUGGAUAGCCAAGAUAUCAAUGUGUCACAGCAAGCUGCAGCAAUGCUUGGUGAUCUACUUGAUGAUGAGGCACUUUGCAAAAAAAUUAACUGUGGAAGGGGAACCGAAGUUACAGUUGCUGGGAAAGUGGACAUUCAUGGAUAUGAGUUCCGGGCAGGUGUUGAUGUACUUCUAUAUUGGACUGAUGAUGAUGGACCCACGUUUGGACGUGUUCAGCAUAUUGUAGUGGUGCAAGAAAAGUUGUAUCUGCUCCUUCGGCUGUAUCAGACCUUGUACUUCAACAGACAUGUUGAAGCAUUUGCAGUACAGGUGGGCAGAGAGGAAUCACAAGCUGCUGUUGAAUGGUGUGACCUGUUUGAUCACAGGCCAGUCAAUGCUGUCCAGUCCUAUAGUGGAAGAGGGCGCUGCUUGUAUAUUGUGGUGCACCAUUCAUUCAUCUAGGAACAAGAAGUAUCAUGCUGCAAAUCAACAAAGCAUGGAACAAGCAUCAACGUCGACAAGAAGCCCAUCAGUGUUCUCCUUAGAUGACUGCUCAGAUCUCUCUUGUGUAACAGGAAGUGAGUGGAGUCCCAGACAAAGCCCUUCCCAGCCCAGUUUGGAUACGCCACUUUACGACUCCCCAGAAUCCAAGAGUCCUGAUCAACAUCCUCCCCUGAAACGGGUCAAGAAAGUGCAUUUCAACAUUGCUUGUAUAUUGAGAGAGACCACCAUGGGAAGAGCAGCAUUAAGGAACAUCAAUGCUACAAAUCUCUGCAGCAAAAGGGACCGGCAUACUGUUGUGGAUAUGUUGACUCAGUACCUGAUACGGGAGUAUGGUACCAAGCCAAGCUCAUUUGUGAAGGCAUCAAUGGCCCAUGCCAUUGUGACAAGCUUUCCUUUCUUAAAAGAUCCAGAAUCUCCACUUGGCUAUGAGGCCUGGUACUGCGUGGGGGCCAAGGGACGGCCAGCAACAGGCUACCUGGAGGAGCAUCUGAGGUAUGUCAGAAAAAAGGAGAAGUCCCUGAGGGUACCAGUAGCUGAAGACGAGGCAGAGUCUCAAAAGCAAGGAGAUACCGAUCUUGAGUCUGUGAACGAUGAUAACAUCACGACAAUGGAAGAAUGGCUGCGUAACAACAAGGAGCCAGAGGACAUGGUGAAGGACUACAUGAAACAAACAGCAACAAAAAGACAUGACUGGAUCAAGAGAAGUGACUGUUGUGUGAAGAACAUUCUUACCACAUAUCCCAGACUUCUCGAUGCUGGAAUGAUUGAAGGAGAUUUUGCAGAAUUGUUCCCAGAGAAAGCAAACGCACUGUACCAGAAGUGGCCCACAUUCUGUAACAAAGUAGUGGACUUCACCGAGAAAACUGGCAACUGGAGAAGUGCAAGAGCCGAAUUCGAAAACAUUCAUGACCCUGGGAAACUCAGUCUUGAGGAAAAGAGCAAUCUUGGAUUCUACAUGCUCCCAGUCUUGUUCCGAGGAAGGAAAGAUUCCAAGAGAGGAACGUACACCACUGCAGAAACAUUGUCGUCCUUCAUUGACGUUCAACCAGAGGUUCUCGACAUCCAGACUUAUGUUGAUAACAUUGAUGAAGCAGUCAGGUCACAGCCAUUUGUUGUUGUGCGUGGGAACAUUCUCACACCAAUACAGGCGUACGUCGUAGUAGAGAGGAGGAUACUUCCUGCCGCAACACUGCUUAAAGCAGUCGACUUGUGCUUUAAGGCACUUUAUGUGAUGGAUAUCGAAUAUCAGCCGCAAAGCUGUUCUGUUUGGAAAUUUCUCCAGAUUGUGGUGUUCCAGUUUACCGAUGGGGAGCAUCUUACACCAAAGCUGCGGGAGGUCCGAGCCUUCAUGAACAUGCCAUAAGCCAUCAUGAUGUGUUCACGCCAAGGAUGAUUACUGGUGAUAUAUUUCCUACAGAUGAAACUGACACAUCAUCGUUUAGCACAUUUUGGCUACUUGAACCAGUUUAUUUUGGGAGAAAAAAAACUGGAAAAAAGUAUUAUUUUGGACAAAAUAACCUUAAAGACAAACUGUUAUGAGUUGGAUUCAGCACAUUAUUUUACAUAAUUUAGACAUGUUUGUGUAAGACUGAAGAUUUGAGGGUGGGGUGAGGAUCGCUGAAUAAUAUUAAAAAAAAGAGUGAAUUUAUACACAGCAGAAGUCUUUGUGUACAUUUUAAAAAUGAUAAAGGCCUAAUUGUUUUAUCCCAAUCAUUGCUUAACAUCCCCACCUUGAAAGUUUAAGAAAACAAAUGAAUAUAUGCCAAGUAUAAAUACAAAACAUAUUAUUGGCUAUAAAUCUUUUGCACUGGCGUAUACAAAUGCUUAUCGUGUUUGGUCUUAAUCCCAAGAGUACUGUUUCAUAACUCGUACAUCAAAAUGAUAUAUUUCUUCAUAAAACAUGAGCUAUGAUAUUUUCUGCGUUUAAAAAAGCAAGUGGGGUAUAUGAUUGUAAAUUACAUAUACCAUUAAUUUUCAUGUAAUGUGUAUCGUCCAUUGACCCUACGCUGAACUCUCUGCUGAAUGGACUGCAUGCAUUAAUUUACAUCGCGCAAAGCAGAAGUAGAGAAGUCAACAUUUUUAUCUACAUUUUGCAAAAUUGUAUUGAUAUUAUUGAUAAUAUCAAUAAAAUCAAUCAAACUGAGUAUAGCAGGUAGGGUCAAUUGAUUUUUGUUGUCUUUAAUCUAAUCAAAAAGUUAUAGUAGGCAGUGUGUAUCCUUGUUAUUUGAUCAGUACCUGUUCACCAUCACAGAUAGCCAAACUUUCAUGUGGUACUUCUGCACAUGUCAAAUAAUCUAGAGGGAUUUGAAUUUAUUUCCUCUUUUUUUUUACUUCAAAAAAAUGUGUUCAUGUGUAACACUCUAAGGCAGAGUAUUGGUGUGUCAGGAUAAAUGAACACUAUGCCACACCCACAAAAUAUAUAUGAUGCACAUAUUCAUGUAUGAAAUCAGAGUACAUGGAAUACAUACAGUGUACAUCAAAGUUGUCAUGCUGCACCAAACAGGGGCUAUAUUUGCAUUUACUUUUUUUAAAAGGUUGUAUUUUUUUCACCAAAAAUUGUAAUGUUGUAGUUGAUGUUAACAAGUUUUGUUUUUACGUUUCUGAUGAAAACAACAACAUGUGUUUACUGUGUAUGUUAUUUGUGUUUCAGUUAAGCAAUUAUUACCCUUUAGAUGAGAAAAAGAGUUGAGCCAAUAGAUGUUAUGGAAAAAAUGUUGAGCAAUGAUUAUCCAACAGACGAAUUAAAGAGUUGGGCAAAUGGA
Messenger RNA from Strongylocentrotus purpuratus (purple sea urchin), 6580 nucleotides. RefSeq lists its product as uncharacterized. The record is from RefSeq and is a predicted model, not a curated record. The transcript is spliced from 8 exons. Lineage: Eukaryota; Metazoa; Echinodermata; Echinoidea; Camarodonta; Strongylocentrotidae. Bases 3622 to 5181 code for a protein of 519 amino acids.